AACGUGAAGGUUAAAACCCGGAGCCCCCUCAGAGUGACCCGCACUGAGAGGCUGAGCAGCUCCGCACAAGGAGACGCCACUGAACUUCAGCGCUGCUUGAUGGACGGUGUGACCGAGCUGUGAUCCGUGGAGAAAGGACAAAUAUCAUCUGACAGACUUCCUGAGGCGGUCCCGGGACAAAUCAGCACUGAUUGCUAUGAUGAUAAAGCCAUAUGUUAGACAAGGGGAGGGUGAGGAGGUCGUCAGCCCUCUGCAGUGGAUGGACGGAGACAUGAGCUCACCUGAUGGGGAUCCAUCGGCCCCAUCGCACAGCUACAGAACAGGUGACAUGAUCCAACAGGCCAGAGAGAUGGGGAGUGAGGAUGCAGAGGAAGAUGAGGAGGACAGAGAGGAAGGACCAGAGGAUGAAUCAAAACGACGAGGGCCUAAGAGAAAGAGGAUGACCAAGGCCCGGCAGGAGCGUUUCCGUGCGAGGCGAAUAAAAGCGAAUGCCAGGGAGCGCUCGCGUAUGCACGGCCUAAAUGAUGCACUUGAAAACCUGCGCAGCAUCAUGCCCUGUCACUCCAAAACACAGAAGCUGUCCAAGAUCGAGACGUUACGGCUGGCCCGCAACUACAUCUGUGCUCUGUCUGAGGCUCUGGAGGGGGGCCUGUCCACAGAAAGCAGGGCUUUCAUGGAAACGCUGUGUAAGGGACUGUCACAGCCCACGACCAACCUGGUUGCCGGCUGCUUACAGAUGGGACCAGCUCCGGGUCCUGGGAUGAGGCCUGAAGACAGACAUGGAGGUCGGCCACCACCUACACUUGGUGGCAUGGUGAGCUACUCCUCUCCAGGACUGCCAAGUCCCCCAUAUGGCACAUUUGACUCAGCUCACCUGCUUCACUUGAGGGCGAUGAAGGGAAGACCCUAUGAGAAUCACUCACCAAACGAGUACAACGCUGGUGGCGUGGGAACCCCUCCAUAUGAUGGCCCGCCUACACCACCUCUCAGCAUCAGUAGCAACCUGGUGCCCAAACAGGAGCCUUCACCUCAUUACCCACCUUCCCACCGCUACUCUCCCACCCCUGUGGAGCAGGUGCUGUAUCAUACACAGACCGGAUAUGAUGUACACUUAGAGGGGCCAUAUGACUCCUAUCAUCCACCGCACAUGCCCCCCCGACAGAUUACAUCUGUCUACAGAGACUGAGGGGGAUCGGGAGCGUCGGUUCCACAUCAGCCUUCAGUACGACUUGAAGGAUGGAGUCCCGUCCUUCACAAACACUCAGGCUGAUUUAAAGAAGCUGGCUCUCUCUCAGUAGACAGACUGGUAGUCAAGCACUGUAGAAUAGUUUGUUUUUUAACACUUGUGGAACAUUUGCACAGUAGAGUAGCACUACUCAGCAUUGCUAGUAUUAGAAAAUAUUUGACUUAAACCAAUAAAUUGUUUUCCAAAACUCAUUUACCAAAUGAUAUAAGGACAUAGCAGGCUGCUGCUGUCCAGCUUCCCGGGUACUGUAAAAUAAGCACUUCUAAUUAAGCUUUGGUAACACCAGAUAUUAUUCCACAUAAAGUAUUUUUAAUUUAUUCGUUAAUUUAAGAUAGUGUAAAUUAUUUUUUUUCUGAUGUGUGUGUUUUUGUUUUUUUUGUUUUUAUUUGUACAUAUUUGUAGUCCAAGCUUUUCUUUGUCACUUAGACUCAUCCAUCUACCGUAAUAGCUUAUCCUUGUUUUGUGUCCAGUUUUUUGUUCCAUUAUAUUCAAGUUUCACACUUGAAACCAUUCAUUUGUGGGGAUCAAGCUGAUCUUCUGUGAGUAAUGACCGAAGAGAGAGAUAUUUGUUUGUUUGUCUUUAUUUUAAAUUUUCUGUAAUGUGGAGGUUUGCAAAGGGGAUCGCGGAGAAGCAAAAAUUGUAAUUCUCAGGUUAAAAUUGUAAAGAAACUGCAACAUAUGACUGUUUUUCUUUUCAGUCUUGUUUCCUUUGGGACAAUUGAUGUUAUUAAAAUACUGAAAGUUCAAUUAAGUCUGUUU
This is a messenger RNA of Haplochromis burtoni (Burton's mouthbrooder), 2005 nucleotides long. Its product is annotated as neurogenic differentiation factor 4. The record is from RefSeq and is a predicted model, not a curated record. The transcript is spliced from 2 exons. Gene Ontology annotation, molecular function: protein dimerization activity. The coding region runs from base 197 to 1186 and encodes 329 amino acids. Lineage: Eukaryota; Metazoa; Chordata; Actinopteri; Cichliformes; Cichlidae.